Messenger RNA from Pelecanus crispus (Dalmatian pelican), 827 nucleotides. The record is from RefSeq and is a predicted model, not a curated record. Lineage: Eukaryota; Metazoa; Chordata; Aves; Pelecaniformes; Pelecanidae.
AUCAGAGGCUAAAUGUGGCACUUGGACAUUAUGAAACAGAUGUGAUUUUGAGAGCUACUGCUGAGCGGAAAAGCGCUCCUGGUGGUGAUGGCAUAUCAGGAUCCAGGAUGAUGGACCAAAGCUUGUCAACUCUAAUCACAGAGUAUGAUAAACACUUGGAAGAAAUGAGAGAACAGCUGCAGCUUUAUCAGGCACAAAUGAGUGAGAUGAGACUAAAAUUUGAACAAGUCACCAAGGAAAAUGAAAGGCUGCAUGCAGAGUUGAAAGAGGCUCUUGAGAAGCAACUGGAUGCUCUUCCUUUCAUGCCUCUGGGAACUGAUAUUCCUGCAGAUGAAAGAAUAGUGAGAAACCUUCAAGAACAACUACAACUGAUGAAUCAAGAAAAAGAACAAGCAAUAGAGCUCUGGCAGACGGUGUUACAGGAGCAUGAUCGACUCCAACAGCAGUACCAGGAACGCAUGACUGAAACGCAGAUUCACGUGGCUGAAAGGCAAAAGCAGAAAGAUCAACUGACUGGCUUUCAACAGUUGACUCAGCAACUGCAUAUAGCCAAUGAGAAAAUAGAGUUGAGCAAUCAACAGUUUCUGAAAACUGUAACAGAACAGAAUGUGGAACUGGAGCAGCUACGAAAACAACUGAGGCAAGCCAAAAUAGAUGGGCGGGCAGCAAAUGCUAAGCUUGAUGAGUUGACCAGAUUAACAGAGAAGCUUCAAGGCCAAUUGGAGAGAAAGGAAGAAGAUGUGAUAUCUGCCCAGCAAAGAGAAAUGGCAUCUGACAAACGCUUGCAGCAAAUGCAGUCUAGUAUAAAACAGUUAGAAACAAGGUAA